Molecule: messenger RNA, 4134 nt
Organism: Vespula vulgaris
Lineage: Eukaryota; Metazoa; Arthropoda; Insecta; Hymenoptera; Vespidae
Product: glycerol kinase-like
Exons: 12
Coding region: 649-2547 (632 amino acids)
Biological process (GO): glycerol metabolic process; triglyceride metabolic process; glycerol-3-phosphate biosynthetic process
Cellular component (GO): mitochondrion
Molecular function (GO): glycerol kinase activity
Source: RefSeq, a predicted model, not a curated record
ACAUGGAAGGACAUUUAUAAAUUAAAACUCAUAAACAUAAACUCAUAAGAAAUAUCAUUGAUGAGAUUAGAUCGGCAAUGAGUCUUUUCUAACAUUAGAACGACGACUUGUCGACUGAUUGACUGGCCGUGACCACGAGACAUCCUCAAGAGGAAAGAGGACAGACUUAUAUAUAUAUAUAUAUAUAUAAUGUUCUUGUAUACUCUCUCUCUCUCUCUUUUUUUGCGUACUCUUUCUCCUUUUUUUUAAGGGACAAGCUAUAAACUACGAGGGACACUGUUAUCGUUAAUAUACACUUACUCUUUUCAUUACAGUAUUGUCCUCUCUCUCUCUCUCUCUCUCUUUUCCUCUCUUUCUAUUUAUGUAUCUAUCUAUAUAUCUCCCUCUCCUUCUUCCUCUUUCUCCCUCUCUUUCUGUCUUUUUCGAUGAGCACGCGUGGCUUGCCGUACCGUUCUGUAACUGUUAAAAGGUGUGCCACCGAUACACGAUUAGUUCUUGCCAAAGGUCGCUGCCGGUAGGACCCUCUGCUAGGAUUCGCGAGAAUACUUUUUUUUUUCUUUCUUUCUUUCUCUUAUUCACUUUCAUUCCUCAUCGAAAAUCACAAUCGAAAAGGUAUACACUAGUACAUUCUCAAGUAGAACCGGUUUAAUGGAAGAGGAAGAAAAGGACGUAAAAAGUGAAGUUGUGGAGAGCGAAGAGGUUACAGAAAAUGGAAGUACAAAUGGUGGAGAGAUUGAGGCAAACGGCGGGAAAAAUGACGGGGGUGACAACGACACGUUCGAGGAUGACUCCACCUUCGCCCUUAAGGGUAUGGAAUAUACGCAAACAGGAAGGAAGACCAGUAUUUUCAAGUACUAUGCGUUUAAGGAGAAAGAAACGAUGCCAAACAUAACGAAGAAACAGGGUCCGCUGAUCGGUGUAAUAGAUGUUGGUACACGAACAGUACGAUUUGUGGUUUUCAAUGCGAAGCAUAUAACUGAAGUAGCUUCUCAUCAGAUCGAUAUUGAACAAUUGAGCCCAUUGGAAGGAUGGCUGGAAGUCGAUCCGAAAGAAGUACUUUUCGCUGUGAAGGCAUGCAUCAAAGACGUCAUAAAAAGGUUUGAAUCGCUCAAUCUAAAGGUACAAGACAUCGUCACGAUCGGUAUGACAAAUCAGAGAGAAACUGUUAUAGCGUGGGAUGAAAUGACUGGUGAACCGUAUUACAACGCUAUAGUGUGGUCUGAUAUCAGAACCGUUGGUAUCGUCGAUCAGAUCAUUGCCAAGUUCCCAGACAAAAGUAAAAACCAUCUGAAGCCACUUUGUGGUUUGCCGGUCAGCCCUUUUUUCUCUGCUUUAAAAAUUCGAUGGUUGAAAGAUAACGUACCGGCUGUUAGAAAAGCAAUACGAGAUAAACGUUGCAAAGUCGGUACGAUGGACACGUGGAUCCUUUGGAACUUAACCGGUGGUAAGAAUGGUGGACUCUACAUAACGGAUGUCACGAAUGCCUCGAGAACCAUGCUGAUGAACAUCGAGACUCUUUCGUGGGAUCCGACAUUAUGCAGAUACUUUGACAUUCCUAUGCAAAUUUUACCUGAUAUUAAGAGCAGUUCGGAGAUUUAUGGUAAAAUCGCGAUCGGUCCUUUAAGGGGUAUUCCUGUAUCGGGCAUUCUUGGUAACCAACAAUCGGCAUUGGUAGGACAAAAUUGUUUGAAACAGGGUCAAGCUAAAAACACUUAUAGAAGUGGAUGUUUUUUAUUAUGUAAUACAGGAACUAAGAGAGUGUAUUCUUCUCAUGGUUUAGUUACCACAGUUGCAUAUCAAUUGGGUCCAAACAGUCCUGCUGUUUAUGCAUUGGAAGGUUCAGUGGCAGUAGCCGGAGCUGCUAUUAAAUGGUUAAGAGACAAUAUGAAACUCAUCAAGGAUAUUCACGAGUCCGAACAUUUGGCACAAAGUGUUUUUAGUACCGGCGAUGUUUAUUUUGUACCAGCUUUCACAGGACUUUAUGCUCCUUAUUGGAGAAAAGAUGCUAGAGGAAUAAUAUGUGGCCUGACGGCUUUUACUACGAAACAGCACAUUAUAAGAGCGUGUCUCGAAGCAGUAUGCUUUCAAACGAGAGAUAUUUUAGAAGCAAUGUAUAAGGAUUGCGGUUUUCCAUUAAAAAAAUUAAAUACCGAUGGUAAAAUGUCGACGAAUAAUCUCCUUAUGCAGUUACAGGCAGACCUUUGUGGUACACCAGUAUUUAGAUCCACUCUACCGGAUAUGACAGCAUUGGGUGUAGCAAUGGCUGCUGGUCAUGCAGAAGGAAUAGAUGUAUGGGAAUUUGAAGGUGAAGAAGUUGAAAGAGUUCCAACGGAUACGUUUUUACCAACUACAACACCUGAGGAGAGAGAUGCUAGAUAUAAAAAAUGGAAAAUGGCGGUUGAAAGAAGUUUGGGUUGGGUAUCUGUUAAGAAGUCUGAUCAAAUGACAGAUGAAAGAUAUUGCGUCUUAGCCUCUAUACCUGGCAGUUGGUUCUUAAUGACGAGCUUUAUACUACUAAGGUUAAGCCAAUAUUUAGAAAAUCGGUGACACCACGGGUAUGUCACUGCAGUGAUUCUCGAAAUAGACGGCAGAUAGCCUAAUUAUAAUUUUGAACGACAUUUAGGAAGAUGACUGAGAGAGCUCGGUUAUCGAUAUAGAAAAGCAGUCAGUCAUAUUGGUAAGGGAUAACGAGGUUACAAAUGAUUAGAAAUGACUUAUUUUUCUGCAUUACAGCUGUAUAUUACAAAGCUGUUAUAAAGUGAAGAUACGAUUAAUGGAAAUGGAACAGGGAAUAGAAAAUAAACGAAGUGACACAACAUUUUGAUAGAACCUUUGACGUUUUAUCUAGAAAAAAAAUAGAAAAGAAAAGAAAACGAAAAAAAAAAGAUAAAAAAGAAGAACAAGUAAAUCUUCGAAAAAUUCCAAAGUUUCGAUUCCACGAUAAAUCGUAUAUAAAUAAUUAUAACAAUAAUUUGCCAGUAAAGCGCAUCAUAUCGUACUCUUGCCAAUAAUUCAAAAAAAAAAAAAGAAAAAAAAGAAAAAAAAAGAAAAAAGAAAAAAAAAAUAAUGGGGAUUUAUAACUGCCUAUCAUCCAUUAGAUUUACGUUUGGAAGGAACAAUCGCAAAUUUUCUGUUAUUUUUAACGAGAUAAGGUUACAACAUCCAAAGCAUUCAUCAUUUACAUUUGUACAAGCUGCAAUAAUACGUUAAAGAUAGUUCAAAGCCGAUUAUUUUCUACGUAAUAUGAUGUAAUAUAAUUUUAUUUCUUAUUUAUAUUCAUCGUCAAUUCGAAUAAAUUUAUUAUUUCCCGAAAUCGACCGAAAUGUAAAAUGUACAGCGAAAAUAUAAAAAUAUAUAUAUUUCUCUCGGUUUAUAUCGGCAAUAUAAAUCUGUAUCUUUAUCCUUUUCCCUGUUCGCUUAUAUCGAACCAGAUAGCUUUUUUGUGUCUCCUUUUUUUUUGUACAAAUUCCUAUAAAACGAUAAAACAAUAAAAGGAUAUAUUAAAAAGGGGGAUGAAAUUGAAUAGCGGAAAAAGAAUCUAUUUCGCAAAAGUUGAUAGAACGAAACGACGCGGGUAACGAAGAUACGCGAUUCGAAAGAAGCGCGUUAGAAGGACUAGUGGCGCCAGAUGCGCGCGCAUCGUUGCGGCGGUCGAUCGAAAUAAUGCCGCGAGUCGAAAGGCAGCAGCACAAGUAGCGGCGGCGGCGGCAGCGGCAGCAGCAGCAGCAGGAGCAGCAGCAGCAGCACUAUCAGCAACAUCGGCAGCAGCAGAAGCAGAAGAAGCACGCACGCACGGACGCACGGACGCAUGAUGCCGUGUCAGUGUCGAUUUUCGUCGUGUUACCGUUGUUAUAUCGUGUUCGUUCGUAAUUAUACGUGACUCUUUCUCUUUCCAAUAAUUUUCAUUGUCCACCGGAACGUGAGCUAUAACGAAAUAUAUAAUGCGGUAUAGUAGGACAUUACGGUGGUUAAUCUCGUGGGAAAGAAGAACUUUCGUGAAGAAGGAAGAAGGUACUAGUGGUAGUAAACUAUUCGUCUUCGCGUCCUACCGUUGAAGGAGAGAACGAGUUAUAUAGAUAGAUAGAUAGAGAUAGAGAGAGAGAGAGAGAGAGAGAGAGAGAGAGAGAGAGAGAA